CAGUGCGCAACGUCACUCGAAUGCUACGCAGUGCUGAAACCGAACACAAGCGAUCACUGAUUAAAAAAAGGGGGAAACUACACACACACUCUUGAUCACACUUUCACCCCUUCUAUCCAGCACAGCAACGUGACAAAAUCCCACAGAGACUGAAGAGCUCACUGACUGUCACAGAGACGAUACAGGAGACGACGAGAGAGUUUGUGAGAGAGACAGACCAUGUCGGCACAGAGGAAGGGAGCGGCAGCAAAGCUGCGAAAAUGUGCCUUCUGCAGGACGAACCGGGACAAGGAGUGUGGACAGCUGCUAGUGUCGGACAACCAGAAGGUGGCAGCCCACCAUAAGUGCAUGCUUUUCUCCUCCGCGCUGGUUACAUCUCACUCAGACUGCAACGAGAACAUCGGGGGGUUUUCUGUCCAGGACGUGAGAAAGGAGAUCAAGAGAGGGAAUAAACUUAUGUGUUGGUCCUGCCAUCGGCCUGGUGCCACUGUUGGCUGUGAUGUGAAGACAUGCCGGCGGACGUAUCACUACUACUGUGCAGUAUGGGACAAGGCCCAGGUCAAAGAGAAUCCCUCACAAGGGAGCUACCUUGUGUAUUGUCGCAAACACCGGGAUGCCUCCCAGGAUGCCAGUGAAGAUGAACAGGAACAAGGAGGUGUUGCCAAUGACUCCGACUCCUCCCCUCCACGGAGUAGGGGGCGUGGGAGAUUAGAGAAAGAGCGAAUCAAAGUUGGAUCCCGUGGCCAAUCAGAGGACACACGCUCGACCUCCUCUCAAGGUGUAGAUGAUGAGAGCUCCUCGCAUAGGGACAGGUCCCCUCUGAGGGGCUCUGGGGACGGUGGCCAGCGCUGUGGCUUCUGCCACUCCGGAGAGGAGGAGAACGAGAUGCGGGGCGUGCUACAUGCAGAUAAUGCAAAAAAGGUUGCUGCACAUUACAAGUGCAUGCUGUUCUCAUCGGGAACCGUCCAACUUACUACCUCCUCACGGGCUGAAUUUGGGAACUUUGACAUCAAAACGGUCAUCCAGGAAAUCAAGAGGGGGAAGAGAAUGAAAUGUACCCUGUGUACCCAGUUGGGAGCCACUAUUGGCUGUGAGAUCAAAGCCUGUGUGAAGACCUAUCAUUAUCACUGCGGCCUGCAGGACAAGGCCAAGUACAUAGAGAACAUGGCUCGUGGCAUCUACAAGCUGUACUGUAAGAAUCACAGUGGGAAUGAGGAGCGGGAUGAGGAGGAUGAGGAGAGGGAGAGUCGCAACAGAGAGAGGGCGGCCAUUGAUCACGGGGGAACACUGCCUCUGCCUCCGCCACAAAUCAAUGGCAACUAGGUGAUGGUUAAGGAUUGCAGGAUAAGAAGAGGGGAUAUCCAAGAUGGAGCAAAGAUAUUUUUCUAUUGCGUUCUCCCGAAGUAGGGGGUCACUGCCAGCCCCCUCAUUCACCAUUUCAGUUUCUUCAAACAUCAGACACACACCCCUGCCAGAUGUGAACAUGUCAGCCCCUGGCUUCUUCACAAACCUCUUUCAUAUUGUUAAGUUUCAUGGAUGAGAAAUGGCACGGACGGACUGGAGUACUAAGAGCAAAACACUGCUGCUGGGUGAAAGACGAAGCAUGAGAGUUGUGGUCUCCCUGUAAUACAUGUUGUAUUGCUCUUAAAGAAGACAUGACUCAACAAAGUUAUCAACAUUCAUUGUAUCUUGCUUCCCAUGUGCCCCACAGCAUUCCAUAGUCCUAUACAAACAAUAUUCUUCUUCCUCUAGCUCUUCUUCAAGGAGGCUGCCUUGUAAUAUUGUAGAUUUUUUUCACCAGUCUCUUCCUAAUCAUGGAAUUUGAUUUACUUUGUUGUAGCUGUAAUCUUCUCUUUAAGAAAUUCCUUUUUUUACUUCUCAAAAAAAAAGUGUAUUGUUUGACAACUAUCAUAAUCAUGAAUACUAUUGAAUAUUUGUGGCUUUCUUUAUAGUCAAUCAGGAUUAAAGUUAAUCUGCUAGCAUGCAGCACUUUAGAUUGUUUAUUCAUGUUCUGUAUUGCUCCAACAUGCCCAUGCAGACUUCUUUAUAAGGAAAGAAUAUUGACUUAAGUUUUUGUGCUAUUCUCAUUUUCUCAGCAUCCACAAUUGUAUUCGUGAAGGGUUACAAUUACAGGCUACAAUAUACAUUUUGUAUUACACUUAUUAUACUGCUGAAAUGUUUUUGUCCAACAUAAGAAACCAAGAAAAAAACAUUUUGAUGUUGUCCAGCAGGUGGCAGUAUUCCUUUUAUGAUUUGAAUAUUGUACCAGGCAUGUUAUUUCGAAAGCUUCCAAAUAUGAUUUUUUUUAACUUUUAAACUGCCAGAUCAAUAUAAGAUGCCUCACAAAUAGUGGUUGUUGAUGGACGCUUUGGGAUUGGAGGAGUUUUGUUAUGGUCAGAUAAUAGGGUGAAGAAUGUCACAGAUACCUGGAUGUUGACCAGAGCAAGAAGGCCCUUCCGCACUACCCCAGUCAACAACAACGUCUUCUGGGUUCAACCGGCUAGAUGUCUAAAUGGUAGUCUGUGUUUAGUUAAACCUUGAUCUUUAUCCAGGCUAUAUAUCGUUUGAAGUAAGUUUAUUGUUGGCAAUAAAAACGGAAUACAGUCCGCUGCACAGAAAAGCAGGUUGAAAAUGUA
Salvelinus fontinalis (brook trout) is the source of this 2636-nucleotide messenger RNA. RefSeq names its product PHD finger protein 6 (gene phf6). Gene Ontology annotation, cellular component: nucleus. The coding region runs from base 220 to 1323 and encodes 367 amino acids. The record is from RefSeq and is a predicted model, not a curated record. Lineage: Eukaryota; Metazoa; Chordata; Actinopteri; Salmoniformes; Salmonidae. The transcript has 11 exons.